AUGAUGGAAGUACAGUCAAGAAAUAAUCAAUGUAUAGAAUCAUUUUAUGAUGCAAAUGAUAUUAGUCUUGUCAUGGCAUUUGUAUUAUUUUCUGUAUCAAUCGUGUUUUUGGGAUUUAUGAUUACAUUUUAUAGUGAUGCAAUAAACGAUAAUCGUUUAAUAAAUGAUAAUCCCAUGUUUCGAAUGUUACAAGAAUCUGAAUCAUUUAUGAAAAAUAUAAACAAUAGUGUUUGUGAUAAUAAACUUUUACAAGAAUAUCAAUGGUUGAAAAAUUUUCCUGCUCUAAUUCAUGAAAAUUGUCGUAUUAUACCUUCGAAUGUAAAUUAUUUACAAGUUAUUGCUUAUAUUAUGUCUUGGAUUGUUCAAUUUCAGUCAAAUGUUACUGUCUAUUAUAAUAAUGAUGACAUUCAUAUUUUCCAACAAAAUCAAUGGACAUCUUAUCCAGGUUCAAUACUUGAUAUUCAUUCAUUUAUAUUUGGUGAUCAAAUUAUUAUUUGUGCUGAUGAACAAUGUUUUAGACAAGCAUAA
Messenger RNA from Rotaria sp. Silwood1, 528 nucleotides. NCBI's taxonomy places the organism in Eukaryota, Metazoa, Rotifera, Eurotatoria, Philodinida, Philodinidae. The record is from the annotation of a GenBank genome assembly.